CAAUUUCACACUUUCCAUUUUACCGAGAAUCACAAGACACUCAUUCGUUUCAGGAACAGGAGAAUGAUAUUUUCAAGGAUACAAACACAGACGAUUUAACCAAAUUUACCCUAGAGGGAGGCAAUUAAGAACGCAGCGUAAGGGAGGAAGGAAGUAGAAGUAUUAAUUAUUCAUGUUUAUACUCGUAUAUUUUUACUCCGUAUUAACCAAGGAGAGUAACUUUUGGCAGUCAUGAUUCUUUCACAUGAACUGAGUCUGAAAAUCUGGUUUCCUAUCCAUUAGAUUCGUCUCUCUCAAGUCUCACCCACCCACUUUCGCCGGCUUUGUCCGCCUGUCGCGUUUCUUUACCCGUUCCUUCCUCCUCUCGCUUUUACUUUUCUUCUAGUAACUCUGUCAAUUGCCCAACAGCCAAGAAGACUUCUUGUCUUUUGCAGAAACCGCGUUUCCCGAUGUCUCACGCGUGGGCCCGCCCACCCACAGUCUCUUUCCCUUUCCUUCCUAGAAUUUUCAUUUCUGCCCAGAACUGUCCUAGCUAGCUAGUCUUGAGCUUGCUUCCGCGAAUAACCAAAUCUCGAAAACCCAAUUCUGAAAAACCUGUCUUUUUUGUUUUUGCCUUGGUGGGGAUGGCGGAAAAUGGCGAGGAGAAGCUGAUAGCGGUGGCCAGGCACAUAGCAAAGACUCUGGGUCACACUGAUACCAUGACUGAUGACAUUCUUCAGAUUUUCUCCAACUUCGAUGGCCGGUUGAGGGAGAAGCUCUCCGAGGACGACUCUCGUGGCUGCGCCGCGCUGGAGCGGACCCUCAAGUCUCUUGAUCGUCAGAUCUCGCGGUACGUGUCGGUGGAGCAUCCGGUUUGGUCCGAUUCUGCUGAUUCUGUCGCGUUUCUGGAAGCUGUGGAUCACUUGAUAUCUGCGAUUCGAGAAUGGACGCCGAUGGGGAACGAGAAGCAGGUUUCGUCCUGCUUGGAUCGGGCGGAGGAUUUGCUCCAGCAGGCGAUGUUCCGUCUCGAGGACGAGUUUAAAACCCUAAUGGAACGCGGGUCGGAGUCGUUUGAUUUGACCCGUUACAGGACCCGUGAGUCCGCGAACGAGGAUUACUCGUCGGACUCGGAGGAAGCUGAUGAUGAUGAAGACGGGGAGAUCCCGGUGGCGCAUCCGAUUUCUGACUACGACAUUAUCAUAGACGCUUUGCCGGCGGGGACUAUCAGCGAUCUGCACGAGAUCGCGAAGCGGAUGGUGGCUGCAGGGUACGGGAAGGAGUGCUCCCACGCGUAUAGCACUUGCCGGAGGGACUUCUUAGAGGAGAGCCUUGCGAGGCUGGGUAUUAAGAAGCUGAGCAUCGACGAAGUGCAGAAAAUGCAGUGGACGGAGCUAGAAGAUGAGAUCGAGAGGUGGAUGAAAGCCGUCAACGUUUCCCUUCGGAUUCUCUUCCCCAGCGAGCGCCGCCUCUGCGAUCGCGUCUUCUUCGGCUUUUCUUCCGCCGCAGAUCUAUCCUUCAUGGAGGUCUGCAGAAGCUCCGCCAUUCAACUCCUCAACUUCGCAGAUGCAGUGGCGAUCGGCAGCAGAGCACCAGAAAGACUCUUCAAGGUACUCGAUGUUUACGAAACCCUAAGAGAUCUGUUGCCGGAGUUCGAAUUGCUCUUCUCUGACCAGUACUGUCUGUUCAUGAGAAAUGAAGCAUUCACCAUCUGGAAGAGGUUGGGCGAAUCAAUCAAGAGGAUCUUCAUGGAGUUGGAGAAUCUGAUCCGUCGUGACCCAGCAAAGUCUGCUGUACCUGGUGGUGGUCUCCACCCAAUCACACGAUAUGUUAUGAACUAUCUCCGGGCAGCUUGCAGAUCAAGGCUCACUCUUGAACAAGUCUUCGAAGAAACCCUAACCCCGCCUACUAGUUCUCUCGACUUGUCAUCACCUUCAUCUUCCUCAUCCUUGGCAGUUCAAAUGGUGUGGAUUAUGGAAUUACUGGAGAGUAACUUGGAGGCGAAGUCAAAAAUAUACAGAGACUCUGCUCUGUCGUCCAUUUUCUUGAUGAACAAUGGGAGAUACAUCAAUCAGAAGGCUAAAGACAGUGAACUAGGGACACUUUUGGGAGACGAUUGGAUCAGAAAACACACAGCUAAAGUUAGACAGUAUCAUGUGAAUUAUAAAAGAAGUUCUUGGAACAAAGUACAAGGAGUUUUGAAGAUGGACAGCUCCAUGUCACCUAGUCAAGCAUCAAAAACUUUGAAGGAGAAGCUUAAGUUAUUCAAUUCCUACUUUGAGGACAUAUGUAAAGCCCAAACAUCAUGGGUGGUUUUCGACGAACAAUUGAGAGAGGAGUUGAGGAUUUCUGUGGCGGAGACUCUUUCUCCUGCUUAUAGAAACUUCAUUGGAAGGCUAUAUAGCACUCCGGAUUAUGGGAAGCAUGCUGCUGCUGACAAGCAUGUCAGGUAUACCGUGGAGGAGCUUGAAGCUCGAAUAAAUGAGUUGUUCCAAGGCAACAGCAGCCGGAAGUAAACGAGCAAACCAAGUAAGUUAUGAGACUCGUUUGUGCUUGAGCUCUGGUGAAAAUUUUGUGAGGUGGGAUACAUUGUACCUUAUACUAUAGGUUUCUAAAACAAAAUGAAAACAAUUGAAACAUUUGUAAAACUUCGGUCUCAUUUGUUUAGACACUCGACUCCGUAGAGUCCUCUCAUUCCUGAGAAUCACACCGUAUGCUCACUCUUGAAAUUGGGAAUCUUGAUGAUCCCAUUAUUUCAGGAAUUGAGUGAAUUCACAUUAUCCAGAUGCGCUUUUAUAAUGUUGGAGCCUGUACAUCUAGCCAUAUUAGAGAAUUUUUGGGUUGGUAACUCAAAUAGGGUUGCAUCUAGCCCUGAUCUUGGUUGUAUUAUGUACUCGUAUCACUGGAAACAUUAAAAAAAUGUGUUCGAGUUAAUUCACAUUAUCCAGAAGGCUUGGACUUUUGCAGAGCCCGGCCGAGUAGUCUUCUAAGGAACUCGCCAACUUUGGCAAACAAAUGUGUGACUUUUAUUGUUUUUGUGUUUUGGUUUCUUCUUUGUUCAUCAAAGCAGCUAAUUCGCAGAACAAAUCUGAUUCCUGUUUAGUUCAGGUCUUAUUUAUUUAAUUUAAUUCCAAGUAACUAAUAAUUUGAUCAAGAUUUCAAAACUGCCCGAGAUUUCGCUUGUUGAUGACUGACCAGCGGGAAAGUCGAUUGGUGAAGUUCUAUUUAAUGCAACGUGAAAAUGGAGUGCAUCAAUAUUCAUAUUUCCAGUGCAUCCCCUUUGAGUACUGUUGCUUUUUUAUUUUAUAAGUUGAAGGUUGAGACAACCCUAAACCCACGUCCCAAAAUCUGAGAUCAAUUUUCUUUUAAUUAAAUUUGGCAGAACCGUUUUAGAACUUAACAAGAUGAUUCCGUUAGGUAACCCUAAAAUUGGCUGACUCAGUCGAUUCCGGUAAAAAUUAUGAAGUUGUGAUUGAAGUGGUUAGAUUGGCCAAUUUUGGUAAAUUUAAAAAAAAUUAUACUUCGUAUUUAAAUAUGGAGUAUGUUUUAUUAAUAAUAUAAAGGAAAAAAUAUUUCAAAAAAUCCAGUAAGAAAAGUAAUCUUAAAUCUACUUAUUUUGAUUAGUACACAUCUCAACGCGUGAAAUUAGAAGUUACCUAUUUUGUGAAAAAGUAGGUUGAUAAGCUGAAAAUUAGAGUCACUAAAAGGGCUUUUUCAUUUUUUUAUAUACUCUCUGUAUUUGAAGAAAAGAUGUGGGAGUUGCGCCUACGGUGGUUUGGUCAUGUGCGUAGAAGACCGAGUGAUGCACCUGUUAGGCGAGUUGAGAUGUGUGGAGAAGAGGCAGGGAAGAGAGGGUGAGGAAGACUCAAACAGACGUGGGUUAGGGGAGUUCGAAGUGAUAUGCUUCUUCUGGGGUUGGAUGAGGGCAUGACUUUAGAGAGAACUAAGUGGAGGGCGGGUAUUCACGUGAAGGAGUGAUCUUGAUAAUCUUUUUCCCUCAUCUUUUUUUUCCUAGUUUUUUUUAUCCUUAUAUAUAUAUAUAUAUGCAUUAUCUGCAGCCUUUUUAUUUUAUCAUUUUUAUAUAUAUUCAUCUUUUUUAUAUUAUCUUUUCAUAAUAGCUUAUCUUUUUAUCUUUAUUCCUUCUUUUCCUUUUGGUUGUGAUAUCAUGUAUCGAUUCAUGUUAGCCGACCCCAAUAUCUUUUGGGACUAAGGCUUGGAUGUUGUUGUUGUUGACUCUCUGUAUUUGAAAGUUCUCUAUAAUAGUUUUGGGCACAUCAUUUAGCGGUGGAAUAGUAGGUGUAAUGAAUACCGUAAAAAAGUAGGAGAUAUAAUGAAAAACUAUGAAAAAAAGAUAAACAAUACAAAAAGUAAGUGUAAUUGAAUAUUUUUAAAGCAAGAAAAUUAUCAAAACGUAAAAUGUAUCAAAUUUUUAAAAACGUUCAAAUAAAGAGAGCGUAGUAAAAUUUAAAAUAUGGAGAAUACUAAAAUGAACACAAUUAGAUUUAUGUUACAUAUAAGUGUUCAAAGCUCAAAUCAGUAUAAUUAUAUUUAAAUAUGUUUGUGGUCCCUG
Messenger RNA from Cuscuta europaea, 4546 nucleotides. Lineage: Eukaryota; Viridiplantae; Streptophyta; Magnoliopsida; Solanales; Convolvulaceae. The record is from the annotation of a GenBank genome assembly.